Molecule: messenger RNA, 1360 nt
Organism: Coprinopsis cinerea okayama7#130
Lineage: Eukaryota; Fungi; Basidiomycota; Agaricomycetes; Agaricales; Psathyrellaceae
Exons: 2
Coding region: 8-1360 (450 amino acids)
Source: RefSeq, a predicted model, not a curated record
CAUCUCGAUGGAUACUCUACCCUCGGAACUUCUGGAAUUCAUUUUUGAAGAGUUCACAGCAGUUUUCGACGACGAUCCAAAGACCCUCGCCAGCUGUAGCCUCGUUUCCCGUGCCUUCUGUGUGGCUGCUCAACCGCUGCUCUUUCGCGAGGUCUCUCUGGAGACAAAAAGCAAGAACACUCAAAGCCUCGUCACAGCGCUGAAAGACAGUCCCGGACGCUUAUCAUUGCACGUACGGAAGCUAGAACUGCGUUCUGCACCUUUCAUGCCCCCCAGCGAUGGCGCGCUUUUGGAUCCUGCCUAUUCAGGAGGAUUCUGUCCUUCAAAUGCGUUGGCGUGCGUUGAGCUUCCCAACCUCGUUCAACUAACUGUGGCAGGGCCAUACUACUGCUACUCCACUCCCACACGCAAACACUGGAACAACUUUCCCAUCGUCGUACAAACCUGGAUCCUCGAUAUUUGUACCAGGAGAAAAAGCACCCAACUUUGCUCAUUAACGCUGGAGAACCUUCACGACGUCCCUCCCUCAAUCCUCCAAAUGGGUCCAACCCUCAAGCGACUCACCCUUGUCCACACGACCUUCGACAUCAACAAGCUUCGCGAGCCCGGUGGCUCUGUUCGUGACAGCGAGCCCGCAGUGGCUAGUCUCUGUCAACCGAAAUACCUUGAAUUCAGCCAGGCACGAAGCGAUAUCCUCUAUUUUGACCUCAAGAUAUUUUCAAAGGCCAAAAGCAUUGUGUUUGAUGUCUUCUCCUCCAACCCUGAGAGCUACCCGAAGACGAACGACGUGCUGAAGGCCUCUGAAAACUCCAUCCGCCGAAUCGCCUUCAUGUUGCGGAGGGGUAUUUCUUCCACCCUCAGCCCAGCACUGUGCGACCUUGGGCUAUCGAGGAAUUUGACUUACCUCAACCUCACGGCUGAAAAUACCUCCCGGAGUUGUGUCUCGAAAAUCGCCAACACCUUAUCUACUCUCGUCCCAGGGAUUCCAUUACGGGGACUUUGCCUGGGGCUCUUUGGUGACUGUAAAAUCGGUGUUGAUCGGUACCACGGUCGCAUCCUGUUUAUGUCGGUGCUGGGCGACGAGCACGCUGAUGUUUGGAAGACGCUCGAUGAGACUGUCUCGUCUCUCGCUCGCCGCUUGAGCGCGACCCUUUCGAAAGUACAUGUUCACUUCUGGGUCAACCUGCAACUGCCUGACGGCUUCGACAAGAACGCACCACAGAGCCAACAGAUGUGGAAUGAAAAUCGUCGCAAGAUUCGGGAACUCUAUCCCCCUUUUGCCCAGCUUUUGCCCGAAACCUCCAAGCUUCCGGGGUUCUACGGUGACUUCGACGUUGGGGAUGACCAAAUGGAGUUCUAG